CUUUUAGUCUCAAACCCAAGAAAAGCAAAAGGAUAUAUAAUUAACCCAGUGUUUACUAACCAUGGUCCGUGAGAGGAAGGUCGUUGACGAGGUGUCGGGUUGGUUGCGAGUCUACGAUGAUGGCUCAGUGGACAGGACUUGGACCGGACCGCCUGAGGUCAAGUUCAUGGCCGACCCAGUCCCUCCCCAUGAAGAAUUCGUCGACGGAGUAGCCGUGAAAGACGUUGUCAUCAAUGAAAUGUCUGGUCUUAAGGCUCGGAUUUAUCUACCGGAGAAAAAGCUUGGCGAAAACGAUAAGCUUCCAAUCCUUCUUCACUUCCAUGGAGGUGGGUUUUGCAUUAGCGAAGCUGACUGGUACAUGUACUACCACGUCUACACUCGCCUUGCACGUUCAGCCGGAGUGGUUUGUGUCUCGGCGUUCUUACGCCGGGCCCCCGAGCACCGUCUCCCGGCUGCCGUCGACGAUAGCUACUCGACACUCCUCUGGCUUCGCUCGCUGGCUCAAGGUGAAUCACAUGAGCCAUGGCUCAAGGAGAGUGCGGACUUCAAUCGUGUUUUCCUUAUCGGAGAUAGCUCCGGAGGGAACCUUGUCCAUGAAGUGGCUGCAAGAGCAGGGAAGAUGGAUUUGAGCCCGUUAAGACUAGCCGGAGGGAUUCCGAUCCACCCAGGAUUUGUGCGGUCAGAGAGGAGCAAGUCCGAGCUUGAGCAACCGCAAUCUCCUUUCCUAACGCUAGACAUGUUGGACAAGUUUCUGAGCUUUUCGUUGCCGAAGGGCUGCACCAAAGACCACCCGAUAACCUGUCCAAUGGGGUCGGCAGCGCCGCCAUUGGAGAAGCUUAACCUGCCGCCAUUCCUACUCUGCCUAGCAGAGACUGACUUGGUCAUAGACACUGAGAUGGAGUACUACCAGGCCAUGAAGAAGGCUAACAAGGAUGUGGAGCUGUUUAUUAGCCAUGGAAUGAGUCACAGCUUCUAUCUUAACAAAAUUGCAGUGGAUAUGGACCCAAAUACGGCUGCCCAAACGGAAAAUCUUAUUGCAGGGAUCAAAGAAUUCAUCAAUAACCACUAAAUCACUUGCAUUUGAUUAAGCAAUAAAUGUUCUAAUAUUAUGUUGUGUACCUUUCUUGUCUCACUAGUUUGCACGUGUGAGAGAAAGUUUUGCUUUUGGUUUGAUUUUUGUUUGCUGUGUAUGCAUGUUUCUGUAUAAUUGUUUAAGUGGUUAUUGUGAAAUCGGUGCAUAUUGCAACCAA
Alnus glutinosa is the source of this 1250-nucleotide messenger RNA. RefSeq names its product carboxylesterase 15-like. The coding region runs from base 62 to 1069 and encodes 335 amino acids. NCBI's taxonomy places the organism in Eukaryota, Viridiplantae, Streptophyta, Magnoliopsida, Fagales, Betulaceae. The record is from RefSeq and is a predicted model, not a curated record. Gene Ontology annotation, molecular function: hydrolase activity. The transcript is spliced from 2 exons.